CGAGUCAACGACGACAACACCGGUGAAAUUGUCAAAAACCAUAAGCAGCUGCUAGUGACAGUGAAUGGAUCAGACAAGAAGGCGAACAAAACUGACUGAAACGAAGGACUAAAAUGAACCAGCCCGACGAGAACGAACCAGAAACCGGGAAAAAUCAAAACGAUCGCUCCGAACUAACAGCAGAUAACAUUAUUAUUGAAAUUAUCCAAGAGAAUGAUAAACCCGACGAGGAACCACUGGAUAUUCCAGAAUUAGUGACCAUAAACAUUAAACGGGAGUGUUCUUCCAAUUCUGAUGUUGGUUUUAAUUCAAGCGAGUUACUGUGUGAAACGGACGAGAUUAAAGUAUACGAGAUACCUGGCACUGAUGAAGGAGAAUAUUUGAAUUUAAUAGACCAGGAUCCUAUUGACACAGAUCCUUCUCAAGACUUGCCCAACGAUGUGCUGGUCUAUUCCUGUCAAUCUGAGUCAAACGACGCCUUACACUGUUAUCCUUGUAAGUCCUGCUCCAUGGUAUCUGGCUGCAUCUUCUGCUUAAAAUCACAUUACGAAAGUGUCCAUUUGAAUCUUGGACUAAUUCAAUAUAAGUGUGACAAUACGACAUAUCUGAAGGAAUACACGGAGAUCUGUCAUAAGUGCAACUUGGUCUGUGAAAGCAAACAGGAGAUGAUUGAUCACAGAAAAAUACAUUUUGUAUCCUGUGACGUAUGUGACAUGUCUUUCGACAGUGCUCUAUUUCUGUCAAAUCACUGCAGAGCAACUCAUGAAAAGUUAGAGGACGUCGCUGAUCAUCAUUCUGCUUUUGAUUUUAUCAGCAGCGGCACGAAACAGGUUUGCAGAAUCAACACCAUACCACUUGCUCAGGUUUUUCAGCCAGGAAGUGCGUCUUCUUCCUGGACAUUUUCUUCCUUGGAUUUUGCCUUGCAUGGUAUUCUGCAAGAUACGGUUAUAAUUAGUUGCGAUCUCUGCGAGCAGUGGUUCAAGCACCUACAAGACCUUUCAGACCAUUACGAAGACUAUCAUGGAAUGAUUUUAUGCAUCGUGUGUUUUAAGCGAUUUUCCAAUAGAGACGAAUUAUUGGCUCACCAUGGUACACACAAAAUUGUGCUGACUGACGUGAUUCGGUCAGUUUUACCUUAUGCAUGUUCCAAGUGCAAUCAGGCCUUUGCCGAAAUCAGCGAAUUGUCCGCUCAUCUGGUGAAGUGUCAUCCUUGUCAUAAAACAACUUAUGCUGAUUUAACUAAAAAAAAACGGGAAGGAACCAAGGGGAAGCAUCAAAAAAAUAACCUCCAGUUUGAUGAUUGUGGUGGGCUCAGCCAGGAUCAGCAAGUAGAAUUUCAUCAAAAUGACUCUAAACGCUUGAAGAAAUCCUGAUUUUAACUUUGAAAUUAUAUACUGAAUCGUUUACAGGUCCAGCAAUGGAACUUUGAUUUCCGUUUCCUGAUUCCUUAAAUAAUUCAAUUUUAUUCGUGGACAAUGCAAAUAACGCGUGAUGAACUGUUCAGAUAAAUUGCUUGCUUGAUUUCA
Dendroctonus ponderosae (mountain pine beetle) is the source of this 1526-nucleotide messenger RNA. Its product is annotated as zinc finger protein 37 homolog. The transcript has 6 exons. Gene Ontology annotation, biological process: regulation of transcription by RNA polymerase II. Bases 114 to 1373 code for a protein of 419 amino acids. Gene Ontology annotation, cellular component: nucleus. Gene Ontology annotation, molecular function: RNA polymerase II transcription regulatory region sequence-specific DNA binding; DNA-binding transcription factor activity, RNA polymerase II-specific. Lineage: Eukaryota; Metazoa; Arthropoda; Insecta; Coleoptera; Curculionidae. The record is from RefSeq and is a predicted model, not a curated record.